AUUUUAUUUUUCACUGAAUUCAAGCUGUAAUAGUGAAAAUAUUGGAUACAUUUGUCUAUGUUCAUGUACAAUCAAGUUAUUAUAAUAGAUUAAACUUCUGCGGGAAGCAUACAACCAUUGAAAACUAUAAGAAUUUCAACAAAAAGUAAAACUUAAUUAGUUGAUAAAUUUUAAAACUCAUAAGUUCUCCAUUACGAUGGAGAGGUUUCAGAAAAUUAGAAAUAAUAGGCGAAAAUUUGACAUUUCAACAAUCUGCAGAUUUUGUGGUCUCGAAAAUGAGGAGAGGUACAAUAUAGUUCACUUGAAUGAAGAUGGUGUCGAAUUUGCAACAAAAGUUUCAAGCAUGAUAGGAAUAAAAGUUCAUGGAACUGAUAAGAUGCCACAAAAUGUUUGUUUCAUCUGCAUGGAUAAAAUCAAUGAUUUUUAUGAAUUUCGGUUGAUGGCACUUAACACUGAAAAGCAAACGAGAGAUGCUCUUGGUUUGCCAUUAGAAGAGGAACCACCGAAACCCGCCAAACCGCAAAUCAUAACAAAACCGGCAAUCGUUAGAUUAAUUGAUCUUAAACAUUCAACAAAAGAUAGCUAUCUGAUACAAAGAGCACUUGAGAGAUUGAAUCAGAAGCAAGAAGAACAGAACAUGCACAUUCCGUCAACAUCUGGCAUCAAGCGAGAAACUACAUCUUCUUCAACAGUGACACAACCUCCAGUCAAGAAGACACGGAAGGAUAUAUCAUGUCCAAUUUGUGUUGACACUUAUUUUUCAUACAUUAAUGAUUUACAAGAUCAUCAAAUGAAGGAACAUUUACCUCUAAUCUCAAAGUAUGCAUGUGGAUCUUGUCGUGAGACUUUUGAUCAACUUUCAGACUUUAAAGCUCAUGAAAAUAUGCAUACACAACGAAAACUUCCUUAUGUUUGCUACUUCUGUAAGGUUAAAAACACUAAACUGAGAGAUUUCCAAAGGCAUAUGCUAAACUUCAAUUGUCCACGUAAGAAGCCACUUCCGAUUACUGUGGAAGACAUCAAAUGUUUCCAAUGCAAAAAGAAAUUCUUGACACAAAAUUUAUUCGAAUGGCAUGGAUGCUUCCUAAAAACGAGGGGUACAUGUUUAAAAUGUGGUUUAUAUGUUCAAAAGAAAAAAUCAUUGCUGAAACAUUACGUCUUAUGUAAAGAAAAGUUUGUGACACCACUUGCAGCACGAGAUCCGAAUGAAGACAAGAUUAAAGCUGAACAAAUAUCACCCACACGUGGUCCUGUCAUAAAUAUUUCAAAUGUAUCAAACAUCAAAUCUAAAGGUGUCCGUAAAAAAACUGUGCCACAAAGACGAACGACUGUAUUUAAAGCUGAGAAGGAAGUUAAUUUAUCAACCCCGACAGUUGUACAACAAGAUGAAGAUGAUGAUGAAUAUGCGAACUAUGAAGAAGACAUAACAUAUGACAAUUUCGGAAGUGACGAGGAAGAUGAUGACCAAGCAAUCACAAAUCUAGAACCCGUUGUUCAAAUUCAAGAGAUACCAGCACCAAGAAUCAUUGACAUAAAGGCAGAAAAAUCAAAUGAUUUUGAGGCCAUCAAACAACUUACAAUCCCUGCUAAUAGCACUUCAAUAGAUUCUCAAAUAAUUAGAGAUAUAAAAAGAGAGCAAGCUGGUAAACAAGCCGUUGUGUCAACAAGUAAGCAAAAGAGUGUGACAGGACUGAAUAUAAAAGCAGAAAGGGCAACCAAUGAGCAAUCUGUUGUACAAGUAUUAAAUCCAUUAGCCGUUUCAAAAGCAAAACCAGGCUCAAUGACGGCACGGAAAAAAGUAUUCAAAUUGCCAGUAGAUCUUGUUAAUAAAAUUAAGAAAGAGAAAUUGAAUACUGAAUAUGGUGACAAAACACACGAAAUGAGAGAUGAAGCUGAGCCAGAUCCAGAAGAGGAGAAACAAAUGGAACGAUCGCAAAAAUCACCUAAUUUGAUUAAGCAAGAGAAACUUGAUACAGAGUCGAAUGCUGUGAAAGUGAUAUCUAAUCCUCCCAGACCUCAUAAACAGUUUAUUAAUCCAAUAGCACUCGCAAUGAUGCGCGAGAAAAAUGCACAAAAAGCUUUAGAAGCAGCAAAGAAUGUAAGUGUUCCAUUGAUUAUUUCAGCAGUUACUAGUAUGAGCGACACUCCCUUAAAUGGUGAAAAUAAAGAAGAAUCAAAUGAAAUUUCAUCUAAAAGUGUUGAAACUCCAUCCAAAGCCCAAGAGAAAGCAGUUGAUGAGAAUGCUCAGAACGAUAAAUUAAAUGAAAUUAAUAGUAGCAACGAGAAAAGUACUCCGGAGUCUAAUCCAGUAAUGGUUGAAAUCCCAGCAGAAUUUAGUAAACCAACACAAGAACAUCAUUAUUCACCUACAGUGGAAACAACCAAACUUGAUAACAAAGAGCUGUCACCAAUUGUUGCGCCAGAAACGGAGAAGAAUAAUGAAGUGGAAACGAGUUUAACAGAUAGUACUGUUGUAAAGGAAACGCAAGCAAUAAAUACUAACGACGAUGAUGAACUUGAUCAAUUGCUUCAGAAGUAUGGUGACAUCGAUGACACUAAUGAUUUACAAGAUAGCGAUCUACAAGAUCUGUUGAAAUUCGAUUAGCAUCAGGAGAGAAAGGAACAAUCUCCUAACACAUAAAUUAUAAAGUAAGAACGAUAAAAAUGAAAUUAAUUAACAAUUAAACUUAUCUUAAGUGAAUUUAAGGAAGAAAGAGUAAAAGGACAAUUAUUGUAUGUCGGAACUAAUGUAAGGGAAGCGAAAGUCUA
Messenger RNA from Chironomus riparius, 2769 nucleotides. The record is from the annotation of a GenBank genome assembly. Lineage: Eukaryota; Metazoa; Arthropoda; Insecta; Diptera; Chironomidae.